CGUUGAGGCAAUAUAAUUAUAUUGGGCUUACUUCAAGAUGGGACGAACGUUUUUAGCCGACGAGAAAAUUCAAGCAUAUGUUGAAAAAUUACAACGUUCAGAGACAUGGUAUCUUGGUCUUGUGAUAGGAAAGCUGUCGAGCCCAAAGGAUUAUGUUGUACAUCUUGUGCGCACACCGGAACCAAUGGAAGAUCAGGCCGCUGAUGAUGAUGCAGAUAAUGCUGCGAGCGCCGAGACAUCAACCAGGAAAAGACGGAAGUCACAGACCAAGCCAGCAAGCCUUGAAGCUAUGAAUGAAUUAUGGGCUUCUACACAUGCUAAACAAGUUACAAUGAUGUUACCAGGAGGACUGAGCGUAAUAGGAAUUUUUGCUGUUGCACCAGACAAAAUGAUUGAAAAAUCACAAGCAAAACUCAGACAGAUCUUGUUUGCAAUUCAAAAACAGGAGAGAAAAUCACCCGUGCCAGAAGUUUCCGGAGCUGUCACAGACAGGGUGCUUCUACAGAUCUGUUCUACAACAAAAAAAUACACCUGCCGGACCAUAGAUGUCAAUGAUCCAAAGAGCACAUUUAGACCAGCAGAAUGGAAGUUUCAGUCGCUCACAGAAACAUGGAAUCGUCUAGAGACCAAUCUCGGUGUUAAUAUCCCUGUUGAUAUCCCAGAGAAAUCACAGAGUACAUCACUAGCUAAGCAAAUACAGAAUGGUUUACAGCCAUUUUGUCAGAGAUUAAGAACCAGUCUAGUGCAGAUUGAUGGUAAACUAAGAAAGGAAACAGAACUUUUGGACCAAUCUGUUGAAAAAAAGGGUAAAGGCAAGGAUAAGUCACAGAGAUCUCAGACAACAUAUCAGUGCAAUAUCCUUGUCAAACAUUCAAACCCAUGCCCACCAGCAGCACCAGUUGUUGAGACAACUUCUACACAACUUUUUAAGGGGGGCACAACAGGGUAG
Mercenaria mercenaria is the source of this 949-nucleotide messenger RNA. RefSeq names its product protein odr-4 homolog. Gene Ontology annotation, biological process: intracellular protein localization. The record is from RefSeq and is a predicted model, not a curated record. NCBI's taxonomy places the organism in Eukaryota, Metazoa, Mollusca, Bivalvia, Venerida, Veneridae. The coding region runs from base 38 to 949 and encodes 303 amino acids. The transcript has 8 exons. Gene Ontology annotation, cellular component: endomembrane system.